CUGGUGCAUGCUAGGUUGCUGGCGUGAGUUUGCAGCACGGACAGGGCUAGAGCGCGCUGCUGCUGGUCUGAAUCCGCCACUGGUUGCUUCGAUGGUUAGUGCUUCAUUGAAUUACGCGUCCAAGGUACAAUAGCUAAUAGUAAUGCCAUGCCAUCCAUUUAUGUCAUCGUUAUCAUAUCCAUGGUUGAUGGUAGUACAAGCCUCCAAGGAGAGACCUGACGGCGCAUCUCCGGCAAAGAGUAGCGAGAGGGCUUCUUCUUCCUCCAAGCCCCCACUCCCCGACCGUUCAAUACACGGGAAGCACAAGCACAUGCAGGGGAAGGAGGCUAAGAAUGGCAGGCGCCUUUCUAAUAAUAAAGCGAGUGCCACUCCCAAAAUAAAACUCACUCCUGUCUAACCCUGCCAGCGGUCCGGGGCCUCCUCCCCUAUUCGGACAGGAAAGGGGCAGAUGACGAUCCAUAGAAACCGAUUCAUGGAUUGCAGACACCCACAGGAAUCAUCCAUCAUUCGGAGCUAAUCAUUCAUCGGGCCUUUCGGCUCUUUCUGCUCGCGCACAAUCUUGGCUAGCUCGUCCUUUCCGGCGACACCCGCGCUACGUUCGAGGCCGCGAAAGCUGCCGCACACUUUACAGAUCGCUCGAUGAACGCCGGUGCGCAGCUUGAGCGGCGGAGCUCGGUGCGGCGGUCGCAGAGCAUGGUGCAGGAGGAGGACAGGGGCCAGCCGCCCGACGAGGAGCUCAUGUCCCGGAGCCAGGGCUCCAGCACGGAGCCGUCGGGCGGGGCGCUCAGGACCGGCGGCGCCGUGCCCGACAAGGACAGCGCGACGCCCAAGCCGCGCCUCGCCGAACAGAGCGCGGGACCUUCCGAGAUGGACCUGAUGAAGGAGAAGUUCGCCAAGCUGCUGCUCGGGGAGGACAUGUCCGGGUCCGGGAAAGGGGUGCCCUCGGCGCUCGCCCUCUCCAACGCCGUCACCAACCUCGCAGCUUCUGUGUUCGGCGAGCAACGGAAGCUGGAGCCCAUGGCCCCGGACAGAAAGGGGAGGUGGAAGAGAGAAGUGGGCUGGCUUCUGUCCGUCGCUGACCACAUCGUCGAGUUCGUCGCCAAGAAACAAGUCCUGGACAACGGCACCGAAAUGGAGGUGAUGGGCACGCAGCAGAGACGGGAUCUCCAGGCCAACAUUCCAGCAUUGCGUAAACUGGACACGAUGCUUCUCGACUACCUGGAUAACUUCAAGGAACGCAACGAGUUCUGGUACGUGAAGCGCGACUCGUGCUCAGAGAGCGAGAACGAGGAGAGGUCCGACGAGAAAUGGUGGAUCCCGAUCGUCAAGGUGCCCCCCGGCGGGCUUUCCAAGACCUCUAGAGGCUGGCUCCUGCACCAGAAGGAGCUGGUGAACCAGGUGCUCAAGGCGGCCAUGGCCAUCAAUGCCAACUGCCUCAUGGAGAUGAGCAUCCCGGACACGUAUAUAGACACGCUCCCUAAGAACGGGAGAGCCAGCCUCGGGGACGCGCUGUACCGAAUCAUCACAGAUGUGGAGUUCGACCCGGACGACUUCCUGUCGACGGUGGACCUGACGUCGGAGCACAAGAUCCUGGACCUCAAGGACCGGAUCGAGGCAUCGGUCAUCAUCUGGAACAGGAAGGUGCACAACAAGGACGGCAAGUCCUCUUGGGGCUCCGCCGUCAGCCAGGAGAAGAGGGAGCAGUUCGAGGAGCGGGCGCAGACACUGCUGCUCAUCAUCAAGCACAGGUUCCCCGGAAUCCCCCAGUCCACGCUCGACAUCGCAAAGAUCCAAGAGAACAGGGACGUCGGGUUUGCGCUGCUUGAGAGCUACUCCAGGGUCCUGGAGAGCCUGGCGUUCAACGUCAUGUCCCGGAUAGAGGACGUCAUCCAGGCCGACAACCUGGCUAGGGAGAAGGCCAAGAAGAACGCGCCGCCCGCAGCAGACCCCGCCGCCGGACGCCGCGGCCCGCAGGAGGCCGGUGGCGACGACGACGACCAGAGCAAGACGACCCUGCUGGACUUCAUGGGGUGGACUGGGGACUCCGAGGGCAAGAACGACGACGCAUCUCCCCCGCCGCCACCCGAGCUGCCGGCGCAGGACGACGGCAGGCUGAUGAAGCUGCCAAACAUCAUGACCAACCUCAAGCAGACGUACAUGGAUAAGCUGGACUUCCUCAGCGGGAACAGAAGCCCCUCAGGUCGCCAUUAGAGACGCGACACGACACGAGAUUUUUGCAUGUAUCGUGUGAGGUAGUGUACAUAUAUAUUUUUGGAUUGUGUCAAACUGGGCUCUCUCUUGAGUAGCCCGUGCCGUGUCACUUCCUGAUUUUGCAGACACGUGACAUUCUCUUCUCAUGUACGAGUACGAUUCCAAGGGAUUGGCCAUUGUAUCAGGUACAUCAAUAAAUAGACAAAAAAUAGAGCUAACAGAACUUCAACAUCA
Messenger RNA from Zea mays, 2445 nucleotides. RefSeq names its product rop guanine nucleotide exchange factor 9. Bases 640 to 2211 code for a protein of 523 amino acids. Gene Ontology annotation, molecular function: guanyl-nucleotide exchange factor activity. The record is from RefSeq and is a predicted model, not a curated record. NCBI's taxonomy places the organism in Eukaryota, Viridiplantae, Streptophyta, Magnoliopsida, Poales, Poaceae. The transcript is spliced from 8 exons.